Messenger RNA from Sesamum indicum (sesame), 3122 nucleotides. Its product is annotated as putative E3 ubiquitin-protein ligase RF298. The record is from RefSeq and is a predicted model, not a curated record. NCBI's taxonomy places the organism in Eukaryota, Viridiplantae, Streptophyta, Magnoliopsida, Lamiales, Pedaliaceae.
GAGAGGGGAGGAAGAGGGGGGGGGAGAGAGAAGAAUUCAAUGCUCUAAAGCUGAUAGAAUCAUAGAAUUUUAAAAUAGGCAAAAAAGGGAAAAAAAACAAACAAAUACAACUAUCCAUAAUCUCUCUACUUACAUCCCAUGCUCUUAGAUUUGUCCAACGUCUGAUCGCUCCAAUAAACAUAAGCUUGAAUCCGAUCAGAUAUGGCAUCAAUGGUUGCAAAGGCUUGUAGCAGUACUUCCAGUCAAAUGCCUGCUAUGACGGUACAAGAAAAAGGAAGUAGGAAUAAGAGAAAGUUCCGGGCGGAACCACCGUUAUCUGAUCCCAGCAAGGCCAUCCCUUUACCUUCAAAUGAAUGCACUAGUUUUGAAUUCUCAGCUGAAAAAUUUGAGAGUCAUGGGCGUACAAAUGGAUGUGAUGUGUGUUGUAUAAACCAAGAUGGUUCUGAUGCUUUGAAACUUGAUCUUGGAUUGUCUUGUGCUGUGGGAACAUCUGAGGUAGGGGUGAGCCGACCUAGAGAGGAGAUAGAGGCAUCAGCAGAUGAGUUUCAUGAUGCUGAUUGGAGUGAUCUUACAGAAUCUGAGCUAGAAGAACUUGUUUUGAACAAUCUGGACACAAUUUUCAAGAGUGCAAUUAAGAAAAUAAUUGCUAGCGGUUACAGUGAAGAAGUUGCUACUAAGGCUAUUUUGAGGUCUGGCCUUUGGUAUGGGUGUAAAGACACCGUAUCAAAUAUUGUGGACAACACACUAGCAUUUCUAAGAAGCGGUCAGGAAAUCGAUCCCUCAAGGGAGCACUAUUUUGAGGAUUUGCAACAGAUGGAGAAGUACAUAUUGGCAGAGUUGGUUUGCCUCUUAAAAGAGGUGAGACCUUUCUUCAGCACUGGAGACGCAAUGUGGUGUUUGUUGAUAUGUGAUAUGAAUGUAUCACAUGCUUGUGCCAUGGAUGGUGAUCCUUUGGGUGGUUUCCCCAGUGAUGCAACUACAAAUUCAAAUUCUACGGUUUCCGCUCAACCCCAGUUGAAAGCAGAGUUCAAUUCUGAAUCCAAUAUUUUCUUUCCUUGUAAACCGAAUACAUCAGUUGCUUAUGCUCAGCAUUGUCCAUCUGAGACGCCUAACCUUGCUUCAAGUCAUGGUGGACAUAGCUUGCAAUCUGAGGCACCGAAAAUUGCUAAUGGUCCUAACUUGAAAUCAAAAACUUCUUUUGUUUUACAUGGACUAGUCCCAGAUAAAGAUUGUCAAAACUCUACACCUAAUAUUUGUGAAAAACCUUCGUUUAGCGCAGCUGGAAUAUCCCACACAGCAGUUACGGAGGAGAAGUUUGUGGGCAGUAGAAAAGUCUCUGGUAUUACCAAAAGGGAGUACAUAUUACGUCAGAAGUCGAUGCAUUUUGAGAAACACUAUCGCACAUAUGGUUCUAAAGGAACAUCUAGAGCUGGGAAACUGAGCAGUUUUGGUGGCCUAGUCUUGGAUGAGAAACUUAAAGGCGUGGCAGAUUCUACGGGUAUAAAUGCGAAGAAUAGCCCCUUUAAGAUUAACAAGGCAGUUGGAUUUGAUGUUCCUCCAGAAAAUGUUAAUCAUAAUCUUUCAACAACCACUGGAUUCUCUUCAGUGCCAACAUUUGGUCUGGAAGCUGUUGAUCAAAGUUCUUCAUCUGCGUUACCACUGGUGCCGUUCAACACUUCACCUUCUUUACCUGUUGCUGAUACUGAGCUUUCUCUUUCGUUCCCUGCAAAAAGCAUUGCUAAUCCAAUGCCCAUUAGCUACAACAUUGAGUCUGCAAACUGUAGUUAUCUUGGUUCUUCAAAUGAUAAUAAGACUCUGGGGCAGUGGGCUCCACAGGAUAGGAAAGAUGAGAUGAUUAUGAAGUUGGUUCCGAGAGUGAGGGAAUUGCAAAAUCAGCUACAAGAAUGGACAGAGUGGGCAAAUCAGAAGGUCAUGCAAGCUGCACGAAGACUGAGCAAGGACAAAGCCGAGCUUAAAACACUUAGGCAAGAGAAGGAAGAGGUGGAGAGGCUGAAGAAAGAAAAGCAAACAUUGGAAGAGAACACAAUGAAAAAACUUUCUGAGAUGGAAAAUGCAUUGUGUAAGGCUAGUGGGCAGGUAGAGCGAGCUAAUGCUGCUGUCCGCAGGCUUGAAGUUGAGAAUGCUGCAUUAAGGCGUGAAAUGGAAGCUGCAAAAUUACGUGCUGCAGAGUCAGCUGCGAGCUGCCAGGAGGUGUCAAAGAGGGAGAAGACCACGCUGAUGAAGUUUCAGUCAUGGGAGAAACAGAAGACUAUUUUCCAGGAGGAGCUUUCAACUGAAAAGUGGAAGUUGAUGCAAAUGCAACAGAAGCUGCAGCAGGCUAAAGAUGUAAAGGAUCAAGUUGAGGGUAAAUUGAAUCAGGAAGAGAAAGCAAAGACUGAACUGCUUACACAGGCCAGUUCAUUUAGAAAAGAAAGAGAGCAGAUCGAAGUCUCCACUCAAUCCAAGGAAGAUAUGAUUAAAUUGAGAGCUGAAAGCAAUCUGCAGAAGUAUAAAGACGACAUCGAGAAGCUUGAAAAAGACAUCUCCCAGCUGAGGUUGAAGACCGACUCAUCAAAAAUAGCCGCCCUUAGAAGAGGUAUAGAUGGGAGCUAUGCCAGUAAACUCACCGACCUGAGAGAUUCUCCGGCCCUGAAAGAUUCCGCUAUUUCUUACAUCUCCAGAAUGGUAAUAUCCACAGACUUGACUGGGAAUGGGGGCGUCAAACGCGAAAGGGAAUGCGUGAUGUGUCUGUCCGAGGAGAUGUCCGUUGUUUUCCUCCCGUGUGCACAUCAGGUGGUAUGCACAAUGUGCAAUGAGCUCCACGAAAAGCAGGGAAUGAAGGACUGCCCAUCGUGCCGGAGCCCAAUCCACCGACGAGUUUGCGUACGUUAUGCUCACACUUAAAGUUAUUUCAGAAACGAGACGAGCUUUCUAAUAAUAAUGUUUGUGUGGGAUUGACUGACAAUAAAAUAGUGGAUGUCAAUGCUCUCUUCAGACAGUUGAGUUUGCAUUUUAUGAGUUCAACCAAAAAAGAAAAACAAAGGAUUGCGUCGAGUCUCUGGUUUGUAUAUGCUGGUUCCCUUUUUCGAUCAAAUAAAAAGUGUGGCUUCUUUCUUAUGUUU